AAUCAGACCUCUCAUCACCGAGCACUUUACUGACUAACUUGGUCACUUCCGCGUUUGGAAGCGUCACCUGGUUCGAUGUCGUGCGAAACACCCUGGGGCGCUGAGUGCUCCUCUUGACAUCCCUCCUUGUCCAUCCACAUCACGAGUGUCACAACCGUCAGAGGUACUGUGACCACCCAGUAUAUCCACAUCUUCGCAAAACUGUCAGCGAGUGAGGGUCGCCAUUGUCCUCGUCGCCCCAGUCGAACAUGUCGCUGCUGAACAAAGUGGCCAUGAACGUGCCGGGAUGGAACACGAUACCGAGUAUCGCGAUGGUUUUCAUAGCAGUGCUGUCGCGGCUGCCGUCUACUGCGAUAGUGGCGGUGUAUUCAAAAUCGCUUUGCGUGAUGGUGUUGAGCAUCUACCCCCCACUGUCAGUCGCUGCAUAUGCAUCAGGUUGGGGAAGAACCACUUACAAAUACCGUCUGGCUCUACACCCUGUCUCUCAUCUGUUGAAUCUGCGACAACAGCAUCGCAGCCCGGCGUCGCAUGUACUCCACGUCCUGAGCGACUAUCGGGCGCACCUGCUUCAUGCUCGGCACGUACUGGCUGUCUUGUGGGAAUUGCCCGUCCAGCACCGGUUCGUUCAAUGUUUUGACAAGCUACUCUCCACACUCGAGACAGCAUCUCGCCACAUGACUGAUGAUAGCAAGAUCGGUCUGACAGUAGCUCAGUUGCUGGAUGAUAUUCUUCGGAUCCUCAAGCGCAGGGGACUCGUCCAUGCUAAGCAUCUAGGUCGCAAUCCUUUUACGGUACAUUGGGAACAAAGUCUCUAGGUAGUCCUCGAGCGCCACUCUGGCUUGCUGCACCUACUCAGCAUCAAGAUCACGGUGCUUAAGGCGCGCUCAUCGAAACUCGCCAGCUGCUACCGUCCCCAGGGACUAGUGCCAUGAAACCUGCAUUCGAAGUCGCAGUUGAUGCUCAGGUGUGAUUCCUGCUUUGGAUGACCGCGUCGGUCGUGCUUGGAGCAGAAACAGGGGCAUGAU
Molecule: messenger RNA, 1025 nt
Organism: Didymella exigua CBS 183.55
Lineage: Eukaryota; Fungi; Ascomycota; Dothideomycetes; Pleosporales; Didymellaceae
Exons: 1
Coding region: 249-815 (188 amino acids)
Source: RefSeq, a predicted model, not a curated record